This is a messenger RNA of Lepisosteus oculatus (spotted gar), 1894 nucleotides long. RefSeq names its product ankyrin repeat domain-containing protein 42. Gene Ontology annotation, molecular function: protein binding. The record is from RefSeq and is a predicted model, not a curated record. Gene Ontology annotation, cellular component: nucleus. Lineage: Eukaryota; Metazoa; Chordata; Actinopteri; Semionotiformes; Lepisosteidae.
CGGCUUAACGGAACAUAUUGUAAAUGCCCGCUGAAUUUGAGUUUCUUAUUUCGAAACCAGUGUUAAACAUCGAGCAGCACAAUACGUGUUACUUAAACACCCUGUGCCAUUUUCAUUAUAUUUAGCCGUUACUGUUUUGUGGCGGGUUGAGAUAAGCGCAUCCCCUAGAGAAAAUAAAUAAACCAAAGGAAAAAUGAAUCUUGUAACACGGAAGCCAUUUUUCCAUGCCGGCCCAACACGUGGACUAGACAACAGGAAGUUUACGUAACUACAAACAUGCUCUUAGCAACAGCCCUGGCUGGCAAAAAACACAGUAAAAGUUUCUUUUUUAAUCAAUCGCUUCUUUGAAAUACGUACCGUGCCGAUGCCGCUAGAGGUGUGGAAGAAGAGGGCCCUGGCCACAGUGCACGAGGCGGUGAAGGCAGGAGAUGUGAACCAGCUGGCAAUGAUGGUGAAGAACGGAGCCAGCGUUAAUGAAGUGGACCUGGAGCACAAAUUCAGCCCUCUCCACUGGGCUUCACUUACAGGGAGUCUAGAGUGCCUGCACUGGCUGCUGUGGCAUGGUGCUGAUACAUCAGAUACCACUCCUCAGGGCUGGACACCUGCCCAUUUAGCUGCAAUGAGGGGCCGAGACGCUUGCAUGCAGGCCCUGAUUACGAAUGGUGCCAUUGUGUCGUCCCGAGAUGACAGAGGCUGCAGUGCAGUGCACCUGGCUGCUGCUCAUGGACAUUCGCAGACCCUGCAGAAUAUCCUGCGCAGCGGAGCGGAUUGCAACAGUGCUGAUAUGAAUGACUGGAGGCCAGCACACUAUGCUGCUUUCCAUGGAAGACUAGGCUGUUUGCAGUUUCUUCUUAAAUGGGGAGCCAGUGUGGAUGAUGUUGAUAACAAUGGAAACACACCAGCUCACUUAGCGGCGUCGGAAGGACAUCUGCAUUGUCUGAAAUUCCUGGUUUCCCAGGGUGUAAGUUUAACUCAUACGCUGGGAGCCAGAAAUGACCAAGGAGAAACACCCAAAGAUCUAGCUAAGAGGUUCUACAAGCAGGCAGUGCAACAGUACAUCGAUGCUGUGGAAAAUGAAAGGGACUUCCCAGGAGAGCAGGAAGACUUGGCAUUCCCGGCACAUGUUGCGGCACUCCGAGGGGACCUGGACACCCUGCGGACGCUGGUGGAAUCCGGAAUUAUAAACCUCAAUGAGCGAGACAACAAGGGGUGCACUCCCCUACACAAAGCGGCUGGUCAGGGCCAUCUGAACUGCUUGCAGUGGCUUCUAGAGAUGGGUGCUGAUUACAAUAUCACAAACGAUGCAAGUGAAACGCCAAAAGACAUUGCAAAGAGGUUUGCUCAGCUGGCAGCAGUGAAGCUCCUGGGAGGGGAGACUCUAAGUGAAGACUCGGAUGAAGAGCUGAACAGCACGGAUCCCUCGUUUUUUGACAGACAUGGUGUUGAAGGAAGCACAGACACCUUCGAAGACGUAAACUUAAGCACCACUCAGAAGAAGGAAGGCAGAAUGCGAGCAUACAGAAAGAUUGAGGAAUUUGAACGUCUGCUGGAAAUAGCAAAAAGUAACUACAGGCAGCUGGGGGGAAUACUUGAGGAAGACAGAAGCAAAAGGAAAGAAGAAAAACAAGCAGAAAGAACUAUUGAGGAGCUGAAGGCCCAGCUGGAAUACGAGCGAGUCCGCAGGGAGAAGCUGGAAUGCCAGCUGGAUGACUACAGGGCAGAGAUAGGGCACCUCAACAAGUGCCUGCAUGACGUCCAAGCAACAGCAGAAGAAAAGUCUCUGGAACCAAUUAAAGAGAAAAAGAAAUUAAAGAAACCCAGGAAGAAUGAAGCAGGAGGGGUGUUAGUGAGAAGAAUCCCAGAAAAGUAAUUGUUUGACCUAAUGCAACAAUGA